Molecule: messenger RNA, 1281 nt
Organism: Cylindrotheca closterium
Lineage: Eukaryota; Bacillariophyta; Bacillariophyceae; Bacillariales; Bacillariaceae
Source: the annotation of a GenBank genome assembly
AUGCGGUGCAGAACGACAGAACUUCGAACUGCCAUGGAUCGAGCUUGCACCAACAUUGGGAGGAAGAGGCCCCUAUCUCAUUCCACGGCGACACUAUCCACGCUGGAAAUUGACGGAUCCAAAGGAGAAGGAGGAGGCCAGAUUAUUCGCAACUCGGCUGCCUAUGCUGCCAUUCUUCAGAACCGAAACCUAAGGCUCUUCAAUAUUCGGGCCAAGCGAUCCCAACAAGGCUUGAAGAGGCAGCACUUGGUGGCAUUGGAAUUGUUGGCCCAAGCGUCUGGUGCCACUUUGGUGGGGGGAGCUGUGGGAUCGACGGACGUUACAAUGAAAUUUCAGGAAAUGGCCGAGUCAUCAUCACGAAAUGAAACGCCAACUCCAAGCCAAUCCCUGGUCGGAGACACUCAGACGGCAGGAUCUAUUUGCUUGCUGUUACAAGCGGUUAUUCCAUUUGCUCUUUUUGCAAACAGAGCCAUACAGUGGUCGUUGAAAGGAGGAACCAAUGCCACCAUGGCACCUCAGUUUGAUUAUUUUGAACAAAUAUUUCUACCAACACUCCAACUGGCUGGACUGCCGCUGGAAGCCGUCAAGUCCAAAGUAACUCGGCAUGGCUACUAUCCCAAAGGUGGCGGAGAUGUCAUGAUCCAUACCACACCCCUGGCUUCUUUUCUGUCGCCUAUCAUCUUGCGAGACCGAGGACACAUUGUAAAUAUUCGAAUUAUUGCCUUCCAUGGGGGCAACUGCCCUGGACAUGUGGCGGAUCGAAUGGCAAAAGGCGCCCAUGCACAUGUUCAACAGAAGUAUCUUGGCAUUUCAAUACAGAAACAAGUUACCUUCCACCAAUCUGCCGUGGGUGCUGGCUCGGGAAUUCUCAUUGUCGCCCAGACUGACACUGGCUGUCGACUGGCCGGGUCUGCUUUGGGAUCUCGAAAGGAGUCACCCCAACAAACGGGUCGAAUGGCCGCCGAAGAACUAUGUUCAACAUUGCGAGAUGGAGGAUGCGUGGAUGAGCAUCUGCAGGAUCAGCUAAUUCUUUACAUGGCUCUGGCAUCCGGGAAGUCCGAGAUUGUGACGGGGUCCGUGACACUCCACACACAAAGUGCAAUAUCGGUUGCCGAGCAGAUGUGUGGGAUUGCCUUUGAAGUCGAAAAGCUGGAUGAUGACACUACAAUCGAUAAAGUGGAUAAUAAUGGACGUCUGAGGGGACGCCAUCGCAUCAGUUGCCAUGGCAUUGGAUUCCUGGGCCGGUAUUCUCAAGACAGAACGACAAGUGACAAAGAUUAG